AUGAAGAAUUCUUCCCGUGUAAGCCGUCUGGUUCGAUAUCUCUUGAUGACUUUCGUGAAUUGCGGUCAAAUUCUACGGGUAGCAGAAUCCAAGCGCAGGACUUUUUUCGUUUACCGUCCUCCUCUUCAUGCAUCCGAGAUUCGAGGAUGUACAAUUUUUGAUACGUGCGCCAUUGUGAAUACUCCUGAUGUCAUGGAUCUAAGCGUUAAAAACCAUAUUCUUGUGUUGAUUCCAUUCCCAGUGUUAUCAGAACUGGAUCAUUUGAAUAAGCAUAAUGCUAAAGAGCAGUUGCGUGAGAAAGCUCGAGUAGCAAUGCGUCGACUUCGUCAAUUGCUUUCAAGCAGAUACGUUGAGCUGGAGGACUCUAAUGAUUCGAAACAAGAUGUUGAUGGGAUGGUCGCCUACAGCAAUGACGAACGCAUUCUGAAAUGUGCAUAUCGAAUCCAGACCGCAUUGCCACCUGAUAGCCAUCAUGCUGAUAAAAUCAUUUUUGUAACCGACGACUGCAAUCUCUCGCUGAAAGCAGCUGCCCAUUCUGUGAAAUGUAUGUCAUCUGAGGUGCGUUGA
This is a messenger RNA of Cooperia oncophora, 567 nucleotides long. The record is from the annotation of a GenBank genome assembly. NCBI's taxonomy places the organism in Eukaryota, Metazoa, Nematoda, Chromadorea, Rhabditida, Trichostrongylidae.